AUGCGCGUGUGCUUUGACACCCUCUGCUUUGGAUCGUCACAGCGAACAGCUGGUGACGAUGAGCCGAGGGCCGUAGUACAUACAGGUGGAGGAGCGCUUACCGUGGCGCCAACAGUAAACGGCGAUAGACGUGCUUUAGACGAAACGUACAGAGAAAUAGAAUUGAAUGGGAUAAUGGGGACCCCGAGCGCGAUGAAUUCAGACUCAGAGAAUUGCGUUGCGAACGCAACUAUGGCCAACGAUAUGCAGCCAUUAUUAGAGAGAAUUAGGGAGUUGGAGAUGUUGUUGAAGCAGCGCGAUCAGGAGAUGUUGGAAUUACGGUCCCAGUUGGACAAAUUACAGAGUGUUUUCCCGUAUCAGCAGUACGCUAGAUCAAGAGGUCCAAGGAAGCAGAGAGCGCAAGGUAUCUCUGCUGAACCACAGACGAGCUCUUCGCUUCAGGACCUGACGCAUCAAACAUUCCCAGUGUACGACAAAAGCGAAACAUCUCGGGAGCUUAUUAAGGGUGCUAUUUUGGACAACGAUUUCAUGAAAAACUUGGAAAUGACGCAAAUUCGCGAAAUCGUUGACUGCAUGUAUCCAGUUGAAUAUGCGGCGGGAAGUGUUAUUAUUAAGGAAGGGGAUGUUGGCAGUAUAGUCUACGUGAUGGAAGGAAAAGCGGUCAUGGAGGACCCCUGGCUUUCUAUUAAUGAUAGGACAAUGGACCUUGUUUACGCCGCAAAUUGGGUUGGAGCUAGUAAUCUCAGCAAUUUUAAUGAAAAUGAUAACGGCUCGAACAAGUCUAAAUUCAAUUCAAUAUCAAGGAGUAAAUCGUGCCGUGAUAUAGACCGUAGUGACAAUGAUUAUGAAAGCAAAACGAUUUCGUUUGAGGACAAUGGAAACAAACGCACCCAAGAUGCUCCUGGUGAAAAUAUUUCUCAAUUGGCAAAGUAUCAACAAAACAUAGAGGAGAAAGCUCGCGCAAAUAACAAUCUUAUAGGUCAUAAUAAAUUAAAGCAUAGUUACAGUUUCAAAGAUAUGCCUAAUGGAUAUAGGCCGUCUACAUUGCGACGAGUUAAACGCAGAAACUUUACGGAGUGGGAUAUUGAAUCAUUUGGGUCUAACGAACGUCAACCACCUAUUCCACCGCAACGAAAAGAUUCGUUGAAAUAUGCACACAGACAGAGAAAGGCCGAUUCUAAAAAAUCUUUACCGUUACCGGAUCCCGGUCCAGUACCGCCAGAUCCAUCAUCUGAAUCUUAUUAUGAAUAUUAUUCAAGAGUUAGUCAACUAAAUAAUAAUACUGACAGUGAUAAGAUAAAUCAGCUAGAAAAAGACACGAAAAAAGAUCGAAAUACCAAUGAAGGCGCGAAUCAAAACGGCACAGUUCGAGGCUACAGUAAUAGUAGUGGUACAAUGUAUCAUCUAAUCAAUUCAAUGGCCACUUUAGAUUUAGCACCUAUUAAAUCGAGAUCUGGUAAAAAGAACCCCGACAUAGAUUGUGAAGCGGAAGAUUUAGGCUUAUACAUGCGGCCUAUUAAUGAAUCGUUAUCUACAUACGAUCAGCCUGAGCGCACCACGCAACAAGAAAACAAACGGAGCGGACGCAUGGAUGACGUAAAGCCCAGUUUUCGUUCUAAAUCUAUGCGAGUAAAAAGCGAAGGAAGAGCGCCUCUACGUAGCUAUCUCGACUCUGUGCAAAAUGAUGGUGAAGUGUUUAGUACGGUUACUGUUACUCAACCAAAAAGAAACCUUUCUCCAAGCGAGCAACUAACAUUAAUGCAGUACGAUAUGUAUAAUAGAAGCCAUAAUCCACCUAUAACUCCAAUAACUAACGGAUACCACUCGGUUGAUCUGGGAAAAGAAAGUGACCAUCGGACUACAAACGGUGCUUUAAAACAAAUCAAACGUGAUAGGUAUGGGAAGUUAUAUAAUACAGUGAGGGUGAAAAGUGAGGGUAGAUAUGAUAGGUAUAAUGAUAUUCUAUCAUUUGUUCAACCAAAGGAUCAUAUAAGUGAAGAACGUGUGACGAAUACAAACGGUGUGUAUUCAAGAAGUGCUAAAAGCUCAUCUAGUGGCUCCGAUUCAGACUUUUCUAUUCCGCGUCCUAAAUUAAUCGUGCCUGUACAUACUUACGGAACUAGAAAAAGGAAGACAGGGAAUCUUUGUCAGCGUGAUAGUAACGCAACAGAGUCUACGCUUGAUGCUGGAGUAUUGCUUGAUGUGACACGGUUGGAAGACUCUAAUAAUGCGACUGCAGAAGUUAAAGACCCAGAGGGCAGAGUGGAAGUAUCGCGGGAAAACAAAUACCUCAGCACCAUGGCCCCGGGGAAGGUGUUUGGAGAGCUUGCCAUACUCUACAACUGCAAAAGAACCGCCACCAUCAAAGCCGCGACCGACUGUCGACUUUGGGCCAUCGAAAGACAAUGCUUCCAGACGAUUAUGAUGCGGACUGGCCUCAUACGUCAAGCCGAAUACACUGACUUCCUUAAGAGUGUUCCAAUCUUCAAAGACUUACCUGAAGACACGUUAAUUAAGAUCUCAGAUGUGCUAGAGGAGACACAUUACCAAAAUGGCGAUUAUAUCAUUAGACAAGGAGCGAGAGGUGACACAUUCUUCAUAAUCUCUAAAGGACAGGUCAAAGUCACACAAAAACCACCGAACAGUAACGAUGAGAAAUUCAUAAGAACGCUUACAAAGGGUGAUUUCUUCGGGGAAAAGGCAUUGCAAGGGGAUGACCUUCGAACGGCAAACAUAAUUUGCGAUUCGCCUGAAGGCACCACGUGUCUUGUCAUCGACCGCGAGACCUUCAACCAGCUGAUCUCGACUUUAGACGAGAUUCGUACCAAAUACAAAGACGAAGGCGACAGCCGACAUAGGCUAAAUGAAGAAUUUGCCAACUUACGUCUCUCAGAUCUCCGCAUCAUCGCCACCCUCGGUAUUGGCGGCUUCGGUCGAGUAGAACUAGUCCAAAUACAGGGCGACUCCAGUCGUUCAUUUGCGUUGAAACAGAUGAAGAAGGCGCAGAUCGUGGAGACUAGGCAGCAGCAACACAUAAUGUCCGAGAAGGAGAUCAUGUCAGAAAUGAACUGCGAAUUUAUUGUAAAACUGUACAAGACGUUCAAAGAUCGGAAAUAUUUGUACAUGCUCAUGGAGACUUGCCUGGGCGGAGAACUAUGGACGAUUUUGAGAGAUAGAGGACAAUUCGACGACGCCACGACAAGGUUCUAUACCGCAUGUGUAGUUGAAGCUUUCCACUAUUUACACUCAAGGAAUAUUAUUUAUAGGGAUCUCAAGCCAGAGAACUUGCUAUUGGACUCAAAAGGUUACGUGAAGCUAGUGGACUUUGGAUUCUCUAAGAAGUUACAAGCUAGUCGCAAAACAUGGACGUUCUGCGGUACGCCCGAGUAUGUGGCGCCGGAAGUCAUCAUGAACAGGGGACACGAUAUUAGCGCGGACUAUUGGUCCUUGGGUGUUUUGAUGUUUGAACUUCUCACCGGUUCUCCACCAUUUACGGGCGCUGAUCCAAUGAAGACGUACAACAAGAUCCUGAAAGGAAUUGAUGCGGUAGAGUUCCCGCGAUGCAUCACACGUAACGCGGCGAACCUGAUCAAGAAACUCUGCAGAGACAACCCAGCUGAGCGACUUGGUUACCAGCGAGGAGGCAUAACUGAGAUUCAGAAGCACAAGUGGUUCGACGGCUUCAACUGGGAAGGCCUGGCGCAGCGUACCCUGGAGCCGCCCAUCACGCCCGUGGUGAAGUCCCCGCUGGACACGCACAACUUCGACCAGUACCCGCCCGACGCCGACGAGCCGCCGCCGGACGACCUUUCUGGAUGGGACGCCACCUUCUAA
Messenger RNA from Parnassius apollo (apollo), 3834 nucleotides. NCBI's taxonomy places the organism in Eukaryota, Metazoa, Arthropoda, Insecta, Lepidoptera, Papilionidae. The record is from the annotation of a GenBank genome assembly.